Molecule: messenger RNA, 870 nt
Organism: Aphanomyces invadans
Lineage: Eukaryota; Oomycota; Saprolegniomycetes; Saprolegniales; Verrucalvaceae
Exons: 9
Coding region: 1-870 (289 amino acids)
Source: RefSeq, a predicted model, not a curated record
AUGCAGCCAUCGUUCCAGCGGCGCGAGUACGAUGCGAAUGCGAAGCAGUGGAUGAAAGAGGCACUCGUAAGCCGCCACGUGAUCGACGAGCUCGAAGCCACGAACCGGAAGCUCCAGCACGAACUCGACCGCAAGACCAACACGCUGAAGGCCAUGGACGAGUGCGUGUCGUCUCUGGGCGCUUCUGCAAAGGUCAAGUUGGCUAUGGAGGCGAAAAUGGCGUCCGUGUCGACCUCGUCCAGCCCCGUCCCCGCGGAUAAAACCAGCCCGAGGAGGUCGCCCCGAAAGCCACAAGACGCGUUGGUCCGGGGCGGGCCCGGUAACAAGUUCACGUACGGCAGCGAAGACUACUCGAACUACGUCAGCCAGUACAGCCCUACCAAGGACCGGGAGAUUUCAAAUCCCAAGUACACGCCGGCAUCCGACGCCGAUUCGAAGCCAUCCCCACGGCGCCUUCGACAUGACGCCCAAGUGUUUGGCAGCGGCACCGACGCCAACAAAUUCCACCAUGGAAGCACCGAACAUCUCGCGAUCGUUGAACAGCACAGCCCAAAGAGGACUCGAGAAGUGACCGAGUGUCCCAAGAAGGAGCACGUGUUCAUCUCUGGGUCACCUACGUUUCAUCAGACGGCGGGCUAUGCGAGCAGCUACCCAGGACAGAUAGACAGACAAGAGUUUGGGCGGAGUUGGCCCUUUCAAUGGGAAGAGAAAGUGCUGCGGGAGACCAAGGACUUGUUUGGGAACGACAGGAAGCCGCCGCUGGCACACGUCCCGCUCUCCAAGGCCGAGACCGACGCAAUCGACAAGCUCAUGCGCGAGAGCCCUAGGAUUGUCGGCAACAACCACCACUUCGUCGACUUCAAGGGCUAG